Ambispora leptoticha is the source of this 364-nucleotide messenger RNA. The record is from the annotation of a GenBank genome assembly. NCBI's taxonomy places the organism in Eukaryota, Fungi, Glomeromycota, Glomeromycetes, Archaeosporales, Ambisporaceae.
UACUGGUCGUGCUCCUACCACAAGCUCUGGUUGUGCCUCCGCCACAAGAACUGGUCAUGCACCCAAUACUUGUCAUAAUAAAGGUGCCAAUACACAUCCUGGUAGAAUCCUUACUGGUAAUGUUCCCACUGAAAAACCUAGUGAUGCUCCCAAUAUUAUUACUGGUAAAAUUUUUAAUGUUUCUAAUGCUACUGGCCAAAAUUGGCAUAAUGCGGACCAAAAUUUGCAUAAUGCGGGCCAGGGUGCUUAUUUUCGGAGGAUGCUUAAUUUCGGAAUGAACAUUAAAAUUGGCCUAGUAGUUCUAAAGAUUUCUCAAGAACACCAAGCCAAUUUUAAUGUUCUUUCAUUAUUAAAUACAUCUUGA